Molecule: messenger RNA, 495 nt
Organism: Knipowitschia caucasica
Lineage: Eukaryota; Metazoa; Chordata; Actinopteri; Gobiiformes; Gobiidae
Source: the annotation of a GenBank genome assembly
AUGAAUAUUAACCAACCCAUUGGGCUAGAAAUGAUGAUGUUGGAGAUUUUACAGCUCGAGAGUAACUCCCAGGACGACACAGACGAGGAAAUUGGUUUGUCGUCAUCCGACGAUGAGAGCACUCGGACAUGUGCAAGCCCCACCCCCUCGAGCAGCAGCUUCAAUGUAGAAGUCCGGUCAGGAACCAGCACACCGACCUGCUCGGUAUCGAGCAAGGAGUUCGACCCCCCUAAUCCACCGGCUAUUAAAAAGAGGAGGAUAAAUGCAGAGUUCCAGAGGCUUAUAGCGCUUCCUCUAGAGGCCAAGUUGUUUGCCCAACUAGACAAGCAUUCGACAGCACUCUUGGCACUGGCACGACUGAAGGGAGGAGAAAUGCGGGAAAAGCUGGCCCCAAUCAUGCACACCUAUGACCAGGCUGAAGACAUCCGUAUGAAAAGAACAAGCAUUCUGAAGGCCCUCAUCACCGUCCCUGGAGAACAACCUCAUUCAGUAUGA